Messenger RNA from Cinara cedri, 25937 nucleotides. Lineage: Eukaryota; Metazoa; Arthropoda; Insecta; Hemiptera; Aphididae. The record is from the annotation of a GenBank genome assembly.
GCGUCAGUCUCGAUUCAGACUCUAACGAGUUCGUCGUUUUAUUUUCCAUGUCCGUACAGCUUGAAAAUACAACAGAAUUUUAGCAGGGUAACUAAACAAUAGAAGAAAGAAACAUAUGCAAAUAAUCGCAAGAACAAUUUAUCCGACCUGCAAAGACAGAUUAUUUUAAGGUACUUCGACUUAUAUAUUACUAUAAACCGAAUAUUUAUUUUGUUGUUAGGCGUUUGUUGUAAACCAAAAUAUAUUAGGUAUUAUUAAUUUUAUUCACGAUUUAUUUUUAUAUUAUAUAUUAUAAUAUAUAGUUUUAAAACCCAGAUGAAAAAUAAACGAGAAAUUGUUGAUUUGUAGAAGUAGGUAUUAGAAAAAAAAAACGUAUUGGUUAAUUUAACGCAAAGAAUAGGAUGUCUUCCGAAAUUAGUCGUUGUUCAAUCAAAACCAUACAUUUUGAUAAUAUCGUAUUUUGUUUCAAAAUAUUUAACGUCGCCAACUAAAUUUUACCUACUGAUUCGUUUGAUUGAUUACAAUUCGUGCCGACUGUCGGGUGCCUAUUAUGUUUAUAGAUUUAGAUUCAAUCAUGUUCCAUUAUGGGACGCAAUCUAAGUAUUUUGAUAUCCAACGAUCUUUCAACAUUGGUACCGUCAUUUAAUUGAAUUUUGGAACCCAAGGUUAUAACUGCAUAUUAUAUAUUAUGCUCAUAAUAUAAGUUGCAUUUCCCAGUAUCUAAAUACAUAAUAUUAUAAUAUACCGAAAUGUAAUUUUUUUUUUCCCAACAUUAUUACUUAUUGCACCUAUUGUGUUACAUAUAGACGAUCCGAUGAUACCACGCUCGUAUUAUAGCCUUUUGUAUACGUAUUUGAAUUGUUUCGCUCGGUUAUGGAGUUUACGUUUUCAAACGAUACCUAAGGUUAUAACAUAUUAUAUUUCAGGAAAACCGCGCGUAUAAUAGAUUUGUUAAAUCGUUUGUUAUUAAAAUAUCUAAUGUGAUUUAAAUCGAACGUCUUCGUAAUAUUAUUAAUAUAAUAACAACUAAUGUACGGGAUAUAAUAGUAUAUUAUUUCGUGGCGUGACUGUGUUAUUAUUAUUCGUAACAGAACAAACAAUACUUUAAUUUACCUACUGUUCUAUAUCAGAAGAAAAAGUAUGUACAGCCUCGACGAACGUCGGUGAUCUUGAAAAGUCGGAUUUUUUUCUUUAGAUAUUUUCUGUCUGUACAUCAGUUUUUUACCAAAAAUGUGUUCUAAUCGAAAAACGAAAAGAGAGCUCUUUUGAAUCAUUUUGUAUCUAAUCGGUGCAUUGAAGACGUUAUUUUUCUAUCUUCCGGGUAGUUUCUUAAUGAUCUGGAAAAACCCGGAAAAAAGUUUUUUUUUCUGUUUUCAUUCGGUCAAAAAUAAUCGUGUAGAUCUGAAGUGUCACGUAUUUCUUAUAUUCAGUGUUAAAUAUUGAUAAUCAAAUAAUUAUCUAAAUAAGAAAAUAGAUAUUUUUAAAUAUAAUCAUCUAUAGAUAGAUAAUAGAUUAAUUUAAAUAUCUAAUAGAUAAUUUCAUGAAAAAAUGAUCUAGAUAAUACUUAGAUAAUUUAUAAAAUAACCUAGCUGAUUAUAAAAUAAUUAGUUAUAAAUUAUAGACUGAUAUUUUAUGUUACAUAGACACAUUGGUAUUAUGAUACUUCUGGUUACUUAUUAAAAAACCACAUUUAAUUUUUGGAUACAUAGACAUAGUUAUUAAUUAUGAAAAUAAUUUUGUAUUAAUAUAAUAUAUCACUUAAUGAGUAAUAUAGGUCAGUUAAUGUGGUCAUUUAUAUAUUAGAAUUAUUGUUUAUUCUUUAGUUGACCUUAGCGUCCUUAGGCAUAGUAAUUUCGAGGUAUGAGUAUUUGAUUGUUUGUACUAAAUCAUUUUUUGAAUAGGCCUGAGGAGGUUAGAUUUUUAAUAUAUUCGAGAAACACUUGUUUCACUAUUAAGUACUGAUUCGAUACAUACAGAGAUUUUGUUUCUUUUUUUACAUCUAAAAAGGUUAAAGCUUGAACAUUUGCUGUUAUAUUGUGUAACUAUCGUAGAUAUUAAAGUAUCAGAGAAUUGGAAUAAUAGCAUAAUGCAUUCAAAAAAGCUACCCUUGUCUUCAGAAUUAGUAGACUGGCUCAAUUUAGAUUGCGCAAAUAAAAUUGUAAUAAUAAAAUUAAAAAAUAAUUAGACAAUAGAAAAAUAAAUAUCUAGAUAAUUUUAAAAGAUUACUGUUUUAUUAUCUAAAUAAGAUAAAAGAUGAAUCAUUUAAAAGUUAUCUAGAUGAGAUAAAAUAUACGAAAAAUGUAUCUAGAUAAUGCCAAACACAUAUGCUCGAAAUUUACGUACAAAUUAUGAAAUUUUAAAAACAUAUUUAACCGAACAUUCGCUAAGAUUUGUAUUUUGUCAGUAUUUUUGUUUUUCUUAGAAAUGAAAAAAAAUACUUCUUCAAAUUAUAUACAUGCUGCAGUAUAUAGAUACGCUAUGCGAUUUACGGAGAAUACUCGAUUAUACAAUAAUAAUAUUAUAGUAUCGCCUCGUUUUUAGAGAAAUGUUUUAGUUUUUUGUUUUGUUCCUUUAUACACGACCCACGACCUCGAGGACGUCUCGUCACCGUUGUGUCGGACGUUCACCGCUCGUCACGUGUAUACGCAUCGGCCAGCGUUUUCGGACGGUUCCUGAAUAAAAAAAAAAUACACGUGUGUCAGGUACCUAUAUAUACCUAUCUAUCAUAAUAAUAGUGCUGGGUUAACCAGUAACCGGGUUAACCGCCGUCGCCUGCGUCGCAAUUAUAUUGUGUUUCUCUACCGACGACGGUAUUAGAGAGAUUUUGCGAUUCCGUACAACAGUAAACGAGAAACGUUUUGUACACGGUAAACACAAUAGAUUAUACAAAAUUGAUUUUUGGUAUUCGUAAACGGGAAUCUGAUAUAAUAUGUUUACCUAUCAUGAAUAAUUUUAUCAAGUUUUAUUAGGUGCAUAUAUAUGCACUUGCAACACUUGUAACAAUUGUAUACUGCAACAGAUUAUGUAUUUAAAUUUUAAUUGUAUAAUAUCUCAAAGGUACCUAACGACCAACUUCCGGAGUAUAAUAAUUCAGUUUCACUUGAACAUCAUAAUCCAUUUACGUUGCCAUUAUGAAAAUAUCAUAUAUUAAAACCAAAUCAAGUAUGAAGAUACGAGUAUCCAGUUAAUAUUAUUUUCCUUUCGACAUUCAAUAUUGUAACUAAUUAAUUAAAUUAUUUUUUUAAAUUAGGUUAAAUCGAGCAAGGUUUUUUUUUAUUAUGUUAUUAGUAAAAAUUAAAAUGUUUUCGUUUUUGUAUUUAAGAAAAGCUACUGCUCGUUAUUCUCGUGUCAGAAAACGACAAACUGAUUCCGAUAAACAAUGUGGUAGUCGUUCAGUAAUGCGAUUUCCUCGUACAGGGAGGUAUAAACAAAAUUACAAGUCGCAAAAUCUGUCCAACGAUAAUAAUACAGUCGCGUGCCUUCCGCGCGUCGGCGUUUCCGGGACGUCCGUCCGGCCCAUUGGCGACCUCGUGUACCUAAAGAAAUGCGGCGCGGCGUCUAACCGCGAGCGUCUCUCGCUUACGCGUACCAACGGUUGCCCCGAUGACCCACAUAAUAAUAAUAUCAUACUAUACAGGUAACUCCGCAAGGUAUACGUAAAUAUUAUUCCGGUGACGCGUCGUCCGCGCACGCGUUUGAAUAUUUAUACAAGCAUACUCGUAGGCCGUAUAUUAUACAGCGUGAUUGUACGUUUCCGGGUAAAUAUUUCGGGCGGAUGACCUUGGAUUGGAAUUUCGUUUUCGGGAGACGAUAGGGGGUACUGAAAUCGGUGUUGAGCAUUAUCCAGAUAAAUAAUUAAUUAUCUUUUAUUUCAUCUGGAUAACCAACAAAAUCAACAAAAUGUGUGUGUGUGUGUAUGUGAAAUAUACAUUUUUUUUUGAUCAGUUACAGAGCCUAUUUUUGAAACUAGAAUUCGAAUUGUGCUAUUUUUUAAGUGACUUUGAUUGACACAAUAUUUUUUUAAUCUAAAAAAUGAAUCGUUUAAAAGUCAUAUAAAGUUGAUUAAACAAUUAUAGUUUUUAUUGAUUUUUAUAUAAAAAAUUUAAAACGUAUGUUAUUAAUUAUUAUAGAUAUAUUUUAUAUUAUGAUUAUCUUUACAAAUAAUUAUUUUUCCAUAACACAGUAGUCAAAUUUCUUCAAUUUUUAAAAUUUUGUGUUUUUAAUUUUUUUAAAAUUCAUAUUUUGAUUUUUGACGCUAUUUUUUAAAUAAAAGCACUUUAGUUGAGAAAAAUGUAGGAAAACGUACGAUUUCAUUAGCACAUAUAAAAACAUGGACAACGUUUUCUAUCAGAAAAAAAUGAUUUAAACGAAAAAUCACAAAAUAUCUUUUUUGUUGCCUUUUUGAUUUACUUCUUUAGGGUAUCAUCGCCAAAACUUUUUAACCACUUUUGAGUUUUUAAGAAAUUUUAAUUUUUGGGAGUUUUUUUUGCUGUAAAUCAGUUAAAUACACGUAGAGACUUGAAACUUGGUGAUAAUACUUAUAUUAAAAUUACCUAGACGUGGUAAAAUUUUCAAAAACAUUGGACGAUUUUUUUUUUUUUUAAUUGUUUUGAAGCAAAUUUAAACGAAAAUCACAAAAAAAAUUACGGCACUUCCAAUUAUUAUGUAUUACAGAACUGCACUUGGAAUCGUCUUUCGUCAAUUAAUGGUCUUUCGUUGCUUACAGAUAUAAAUUAAAUAACCCUUAUGUAUCCUAUCUUUCCAACUUCUCACAUACAACAGUGUCCGCUCCCAUCCCCAAUAUCAGCUUUUUUUUAAAAUUUAAUUUACAUUUUUUCUUUAUUUUUGAAAACAUUCGAUUACUAGAAAUCUUGCUCCAAUUUCCAAGUGUAGCAUAUUUUCUGAAAAAAAAAAAUAUGUAAUUGGUGUUGAUUUUUAAUGUGAGGCCAUUUUUUGAUUUCCUUUGGAAUUUUCUUAAUAGAUAGCAAAAUCCCUGAAAACGUACGGCAAUAACGGUUUCAUUAUUUUCGAUUUUGUUUUAAUAUAUUCUCAUGAACCACGAUGUUGUUACGGCAGCGGACAUCUGCCGGACAUCAUCGCUAUCAGCCUAAAACUAAACGACUUUACCUACUGGUAAUCCUGUACUCGCACGCUUUGAAUCGUCCAGUGUUUAGAGGAGAAAAAAAAGUUAUCGUGCGACACGUGUAACGUGUACAAAUCGAGUGUUGAUUUAUUAUAGUGUACAUAAUUUAUGCACGUGUACACGAAUGUUAUUGUAUAUAAAUACAUAAUAUUUAUGUAUGUAUAAAAUAUGCUUUAAGAUAUUGUAGAUCAGUAGGCCAAAGAAAACUCUGUUCGGUCCGGUUUUCCUUCGAUCUAUUGUGUACUACUCGUCAAUUUUCGUAUACAUUAUAAUGUACAUAUUUCAUCAAAAAAAUAAAAAAAAUCAAAUCACAAACACGGUUUUCGUUUUGCAGUCAAAUUAUUGAUUAUUGUAGUCAUCGUCCAUCAUAGUGCGCAUAUUUUCAUAUUUUAUUUAUUAUGAUAGGUACCGCAGUUGAUUCAUAAACUGAAUAGUCUACAUAUUACUAUUUAUACUACUAGGUUGUAUAUUAUAGGGAUUCGAUAUUUCGAUUGAACAUAUUUACAUAUAAUCUAUUAUGUAGAUUAUAGAUGCUUAUAAUAUAAAAUAUAAUUUUUUCGAGAAAGUGUUCGGUCAUAUACUUCCGCGGUAUUUCCGAUAAAAACAAUAAACAUUGUAACAGUAUAUUAUUACCAAAAUCUCAUAUCCAGUAGUUUCUGAUUAAUGUGGGUACAUUGAGAUCAGUUACAUUUGCCCACAUUAAGCAGUUGCCUAUAAUAACCGAAAUUAGUAUCGUUAUACAUUAGAAUCAGGACCAGACUAUUAUGUAUAAUUUGUUGUGAUUUGGCGGGAAGAAGCUGCUCUAUACACACUGAAGUUUGCUAUCUCUAUCUUUCUAUAACGAGAAACAUAUAACAGAAAUAUGUACACGUAAACGAAAAGCUCUAAAAUCGGUUUUAGAGAUAAUUAUGAAGACAGCGGUAUUUGGUGGUUUUUUUUAUAUAUUAAUUAUUAGCUGUCCCGGCAAUGCUUUGCUAUUGUUAGGUUUUAUUAUUAUUUGUAUUAUUGUUUUAUUAUUUUAUUAUACAUUAUUGCAACAUGAAUUACACAUAAAACAGUUGUUGUAACUGUUUUUCGUUCGUGCAGACUUCGAUUAUCAUGUUCUUUUCAAGCUUGGGACUGCUCUGGUGUUUCAACAGCACUGUUUGCUACUUCAUGCACUGCCUUCCCAGCUCAGUUUAUUGAGACAUUACGUUUCUAGUUACUUUCAUAGUUCGAGCUUUAUUAGAGCUUUGUGAAAUACAUUUGUUUUCUUCCGUUCAGUAGUUUUUACGUGAAAGAGUAACAAUCAUCCAUUCAUAUAUCCGUACAAACUUUCACAUUUAUAAUUUGAGUAGGAAUAGUAGGAUUUAAAAAUUUACAUUUAAAAUAAAGUUUUUCGUGUAUUCAAUUUCAAUAAUGAGUUAAAAAUUUAAAAAAUUGUGAACACCAACUAAAUUGAAUUCGAAAUGUAGUCAUCAUCAAGUUUUGUGUCUUGUUGGUGUUUCAUCUUUACAAUCGAUUAUAAAUUAGAAAGAUCAAGACGGCAAAUCCCAGUCUGGCGACUUCUUAACAACAGAUUUUAAUAGAGGAGAGUCCAACAGGGUUUAAACCCUUCAAUUCUUAGAGUUAGAAAGUAGGAGCUUAUAUUUGAUUUCGUACAUACCGUCAAUUAAUAAUGUUUACAAAUAAUGUUAAUAACAUGAUCAUUUUUUAUGAACUCGUAAUACUAUUAUUUCUGGUGAAAUUAAAUGUAUAUAUUUUUAUUAAAUCUAUUUUUAUACAUUUUGAAGAAAAAUGUAUACAAUUUUUUAUUAAAUAAACAAUCGUGCGAUUUUUAUAUAAUUUCCCGAUAGAUUUAUUACAAAAAUUUUCGAUUUUUCCGAGUUCCGGUACAACUAUAAUGAUUUAUAUACAACAGUUUUGUAGUUUAUAAUAAUAUUAUAUAAUAUAGAUAUACGAGUGGAGUUUCCAUUGUUUCACAUAAUUGACGAAGAAAAAUUAACGAAGCGAUAAAAGUUAUCUAACAUUUGUGAUUUUUUUUUUGCCCUCGUCAGCUGUGAAACUGUAGGCGGGAGAAUAUUACCUAUAUUGUUUUCAUUAGUUUAUUUCGACGUGACUGGGUUUAAAACGUGUAUGGGAAAAAAUCUUACUUGAUGACGGCGGCGACGUUAUGAUCGUACAUAAUUAUUUUUAUAUGUAUAUUGAAUAACGAUUUUACCGGGUAAAAAGAGAAAAUGCGUUUAAUGGCUUUUGUUCUGUGGGGAAAGUGCUGUAUAAUGUACGUAUACAUAUACGUUUUGAAUAUUUCACGAAAACUCAUAGUCCUCAAACAAAAAACUCAUGUACAUUUUAUGUAUACUUCAUGGGAGACUGAUGUUUAAUGACAAUCGCAAUAUAUUAUAUAAUAUUGAUUACUUAUAUUAUUAAUCGUCAGCGGGUCGGAAGUUUGGAAUUCGCCCGCAUAUUAGCUGCGGCAAUCGUUAUAAUAAAUAAUAUGAUGGAUAUACAUUUCGGCGAUUUUUUUCAUUGCGUGAGCGCCAAAUAUCAUCCUCUUUCCUUUUCUGAAAUAGUGAUUUUAACCGCGGUACUCUAUAUUUCAGUCUGUAUUUCCAUAGAAAAACGUCCAUUUUCCCUCAUAUUCCAGGUAUAGUAGUGGACAUUGCAGUAAGGGAUAUUAUGACGAAGUCUGCGACCUCUGCUCACAUUCACUGAGCCACAGCAAGUAGUGUUCUUGUUAUAUAUAUAAUCUAUUUAUAUUCGUUAUCCGUGUAUAAGCCAGAUCAGAUCAUGACUAAGGUAAGAGGAAUCUGUUGCAGUGACGUAGCUGUGGGUUUUAGAGGGUGAGAGAGGCAUUCCCCCCCCCCUUGUACUCCGUAUAAUUACGUAUAAUUAUACGUGUGCAUUGUUAUUUGUUUUUAACGUUUUUACAAUUAAUUUGAAUGAAUUAGUUAAUAAUAUGAUAACAUCGAAAUUAAUUAAGGUUUCUGGUGUUAUCAUUUCGUUUUGGCGGUUCGACCAUUAUCUUUUAUCAUUGAUUUCUAGUUAUAAGAUAAAUGUGCCACGAUUAUUUAUGCGGCCUUGCACUGUUGCAUAUUUACCAGGAAAUUAGUAUUCCAGUGAAUAAUAUUAUUGAAAGAUUCUCAUCUAUGAAAAACCAGAAGUUAGACUUUGUAUUACAUAUAUUCUUAUUUUUUGUAUUAAAAUGUUAUAUUUUACAAAUGUAAAAGUUCCCAAUUUCCGUGCCUAUUAAUACAAUGAUUUUUGUAGUUGUGACGUUACUUUUUUAAGGAAUUUUCUAUUUUAAAAAUGGAAGAAAAUAUAUUUCGCUAUUUCGCGAAGUUUGAAAGGUAGAAUACAGAUAGAAAUUUAAUGUAUAUCUGUAAGGAAUAUUAAACUAACGAAAAACCGAUUCUGAGCGGAAUUUAGUUGAGAGUGUUGCUUUGUUAACAAUAUACAUGUCAUAUUAUGGUAAAAUAAUUAUAUAUGCAUUUAUAUUUGUUUAAUAUUGUACCUAUUUUCCUGUUAUCUCGGUCUUUCAAUAUAUUGAGAAAAUUCUUGAGAAAGUUGAAUCUUUCUGAAAAUGACCUUCUUUAACUACUUUACCAGUCCAAUUCCCUUUCAGAAAAAGGUAGUACUUUUUCUUGUAAAUUGGAGCAACUUCUGGUAGAAAAGUUGUUCACAGCUAAAACAAAUUAAAAUACACAUCAUUGUAAAACCAUAAGCUUUUUCGCUCCACUCAGAAUCUAAAAAUCACCCUGUAAUCUAUAUAUAUAUCAGGUUAGGUUAACCUUAUCAUAUAUAGAGUUCAAUGAAUGUACCAUAGAUGAAUAAAAAUAAAACAAUUAAAUAGACGACUACUGUGAUAACUGCCUAAAAAUGUAAACAAACCAAUAGCUCUCGCAACUCAAGUCAUCACUAGUAAAAAAAAUUUCCUUGAAAAAAUGUAUACGUAUUUCAGCAUAAUUUGUUGACAUAAAAUACUUUUAAAAUAGUUAUUUGAAAAGCGGCCCACCGGGAAAACUCCCAAAUUCCCAUUGCCUCAAUCCGUCCCUGUUAAUUCCGUCUAAACUGUUCUUUUUAAAAUAAUUUUAACAUUACUAUCACUAUACGGAACGUCAAGCAUAUAUAAUAUUAGGCACACGGAUUUAUUUCUACGGUAAUGAUAACAAUAACAAUAAUUGUAAUCAUUACAAUAUUGUUAUUGUUAUGGUAUGCGUAUGCAGAAAAAGGGUCGUCCGGCAAUUGUUUUUUUCUGUUUUUCAUGUUAAUAUAAUAUAAUAUAGAUAACCUGUAAAAUGUAUCAAGUGUACUGAUAUAACGGUAACAAUGGAAAUAUGAUUUAUUUAUUUUUUUAAUAAUUAUUUUAUAGUAAAAUUAUAUAUACAAUCAUAAUUCAUAAUUCAUAUAAUAAACUGUAAUACUGUGAAAUAAAACAUAAGUGUAUCACAGGAAAUAUUAUGUAUAUUCUUUUCAUUGCAUUAUAACUAUUUUAUAAUAUGAAAAUAUUUUAAUAAAAAAAAAAAAACACCAGAUAUAUACUACAUAACCUACAUAACCUACCUAAAAAUCAAUAAAAAUCAUAAAUCCUAAAAAAGAAAAAUGGACCCAGGCGAUGAAAAAAUGCAACUUUGUAAUUUCUAAUAUAGCUUCUUAGUUGUACUCUUAAUUUAAAAUUGAAUACCUAUUUUAUAAUAAUAAUAAUAAUUGCAAUAAAACAAAAAUUUAAUAAUUGUUCUAGACAUAUUUAAUUUUGAAAAAAAAACGAGUAGGCAUUGCAGACAAUAGACAUAUCACAUUUGUUUUAACAUCUUGAAAUCAAACGAAUAUAAAAUAAAAAUAAUUUUACAGUAAAGAAGCAAAACAUUAACUAUAGCAUAAACAACAUCAUUAUAAAGGUGUGGCCAAUCGCGUUAUGAUUUAAAUUCAAACAAACAAAUCCGAUUUUGACAACGUCAAAUCGUGAACUCAUUAAAAUAAAAUUGUUUUUUUAUUAUAAUAUAUAUAUUUUUUCUUCCGUAGAAGGUAAACUGCAUCGUACACGAUAUUAUCGUGUUUUGUAUAUGCAUAGAAGGUUAACACCUUAAUACUGCAGGUAUUCUAAAUAAUAACAUAAUCAAAAAAUGGUUAUAUUGUCGAGUGUAUUCGGUGCACGUCUUUAUAAAUUAUAGAUAUAUUUAUAGACGUUUAUAUUUUAGUGGAGGUUUCGAUUUUUUAUUGGCCGUACUAUUAUAAUAUUAUAGAUAGGUAUAGUGUAUGAGUAUGAGGUAUAGUGUGUAUACCUCAUACUCAUAUUAUAGUAUAGAUGUUCAAAAUCGAUACACAUUUUUGAAAACUUGGCACACAUGUCGCACAUAUCAUAUAUGACCGUUAAACGCGUGUUCAAUGCGAAAAAUGAAGACUGUGACGAAAACGUCAUCGUGUCCGCUUGCGAACCUAUAUAUUACUAUACAGUGAUGUAGGUAUAGGUACACACAUAUGUUUACACGUAUAUAAUAAUAUAUAUGGUAAAAGUGUACGUGACAUGGUCGUCGCUGCAGCUCGAUGGAAAUAGAGCGCAAAUAAUUACGGAUGAGGUCCGGAAAGUGACACAAACAAUGAAAAUUUAUUUGUACCUACUUAAUAUACUUUCCGGGGAAAAUAUACCAAUAAAUAACUACGAAUAUCCGCUCCGCUAUCGGCCAAACAUUAUUUCUGCUUCAAAUGAUAAUGGCUUACUAGGUAGUCGGUAGAAAUAAUAAUGAUAAUAUACCGGCGUCCCGCAUGAAAACCGUGGGUUUCAACCAUUAUGUAGUUUCAAAAAAAAAAUUGACUCAAAACCUUUGAUAUACUUAUACGACUCACAUGUUCCAAAAAUCACAUUUUUUAGACAAUAAUAAAAUAUGGUCGUACGGAACAUCUGAGUUUUGAUAAUAGUAGAAUAUUUAUACUAUGGACCAUGUGAUUUUUGAUACAGGUUAAAUAGUGUUCAAUAUCAAAACUCAUGUGAUCUAUAGCGUUUAGUAUAAAAACUCACAUGAUACAUGGGUAUAGUGUUCAGUAUCGAAGCUCUCACAAUUCAAUGGAACUUGUUAGUUUAAUUAAAAAUUUAAAGUUAAAUUUCGAUCACCUGUUUUGUGAGUUUUGAAACGAACUAAAAACACAAUCAGAUUUGCCUUCAAAAACCUUAUAACCCUAAGAAACUAAUUUAUAAAUUAAGAAACUAAGAAACUAAGAAACUAAGAAACUAAUUUAUAAAUUAGUUUCUUUAACUCAUUUCCCCAUUUUUUAAAACAUGUUGGUUUUAAUUUUAAUCGAUUCACAUACUGAUAUCCUUAUAUAAUCUUUGGAUACGUAAUUCCCUUAAAAACUUAAUGUGAGUCGUUCGUACAUUACCCAAUUAUUAUUCGCAAAAGUAAUAAAAUCCGCUUAAGCACUGAUUUUAUUUUUAUUAUUAUUAAUAUACGAGAUAUGUCCAAUAAGUACGCGAACUUUUAAAAUACAACUUUUUUUUAUCAUGACUUGCUAUAUAUCAAUUUUAUUCUCUUUAAAAUACUUUCCAUCCAUAGCAAUGCAUCUAUCCCAUCUUCGGUUUCAUUGAUCAAAACAUCUCUCAAAGUCUUCCAAAGUUAAGCUCCUCAGCUGUCUUGUCGUUUCUCGCUUUAUGGUUUCUAUAUCGUCUUAGUGCUACCCCCUACUCAUAUCGUACUCAUAAAACCAUCUUUGAAACUCGAGUGAAAAACUCGCCACCAGUUAUAAUCCUUUCAAGAAAAUUAGGAGUGUAUAUCGAUUUUUCCAGCCAAUGCAGCUCUCUUUUCGCCUCAACUUUUGGUCCGCUGUCAGAAGCUUUAAGACAAUUAGAAAAAAAAACCUGGGAGAGUGGACGAAAUAUCCUAUGGCUUCCAGGGUGUAGCCACAACUUGUCCCCACCUCCACAUGCUAUGACCAUGUAGGUAUUAAAGAUACAUUCAUAUAUUAGUUAAUCGUGGAUGGUACGAUGAAAAAACGUUAUUUUUUUUUACCAAAACGGCCAGUGCGAAUAACGAUGAGUGCCAUAAUAUUUAAUAUUGUUUCGAACAUUACAAUAAUUUAAACCCCGUUAGACGACCUAAGAUCGUCGCCAGAGUUAUAAUUUGUUAUCAUAUAUAGGUAUAAAUAAAAAAAAAAUAUGUAUAUAAAAUAAAAUAUCCACCAACGUACACAUAUAUCAUCGUGCGCCUCUGUAUACAUUUUUGAAAUAAUCGUUGGGUUUCGUAUAUUAUACAUAUAUGUAUAUAUAAUAUAUAAGUAGAUAGCAAUAGCCGUUCUUAACCCGUUGGACCCCUACCUAUGCGUCUUCGAGAGGAGACUCGUUUAUGAUACACGAGACUAUACUAAUAUAUAGAUAGGACUAUGUAGGUAUCUCUAUAGUACUAAUCACUAUUUUUUUUUUUUACAAACAGGAUUUUUUUUUACUGUUAGGAACCAUCGUUAAAUAAAUCGUAACGGAACGUUAGUUAGGUAUUGCUGCAGUAUGUGUCCAACGGUGAUGGCACUGAUUAAAUAUUCAAUAUUAUAUUGUUUUUGAUACGUACACGGGUAUACGCAUAUAGCGGUUUUUGAAUUAAUUUAUUAUUUCAUUCGUUCGUUCAUUUUAAGUAUAGUAAUUGCCGAAAAACCAUCCAAUUAACAUAUUAAUAUGUGUAAAAAAAAAAUAAUAAUAAAGAGAUGAAAUAUUGUGAGCCCUUGGUGCUACAGCUUCCCUGAAUCCAGUCCUAUUUAGUAUUAUUACUGCCAUUAUUAUUUUAUCGAUUCAUUCUAUAGAAAUUGUAUUAUUGUAUUAUAUAAUAUAACAGUCAAAACCGACAUGGCUUAAUACAUACUAUUUUAUUAGAUUUCAAUAAUGAAAUGUAAAUUCACUUUUUGGCCAUUUGUUUUCUGGAACAUUAUAUGCGUCUAUUUGAAGGAGUAAAGCCUCCCGAGCCCCUCUAUUUUCUUUACACCACGGGGAUUUAUCCUACUAACCUAAUAAAACCUAUGUAACGCUCAACAUUCCACGUGUAAAUGUUAUAUAUUUAUAAUCGAUUUGUAAAAUUUAUAAUAUUAUAAUCCCACAAUAUGCGUAAUAUAAUAUUAUAAUAUGUACCCCGUACGUUCGUUUACCCUGGGAGUUCUCUCCUAGUAUGUGUUCGACCUCCCCCCGACACGAUUUUCAUUUUUAAAAUAGAUAUAAUAUUGCAUUAUGUUUAGUUAUUUUAUAUACCGAUAUGCUUAAACGAUAACAUUUAAUAUUAUUGUCUACUCAUUUGUACGAUAAUAGCGAUAAUGACGAUUAACAGGCAUAAAAUUAUGUUUUUUGCAGAUUAAUCGCGACGAUGGCGCCUUCCUCCGAGACGACGUGCCGGGCGAAAGUCCAUCGCGGUCGUCGCUCGCAGCAGCGGUCGUUCUUCGCCACCACACAAUUACUACAGCGAUCGGUGUUUGUCAUCGCCAUAGCGGUGGUUGCGUUUUUCGCGCGUUCGGCCGACUGCCAGGCCGAAAAACGGAUCUCGUCAGCGACGGUCCAACAACAGCAGCAGCCACAAUACUACGAUUCGGACGAAGGUGGCGAAGUAAUCAAGAGCAAAAUACGUCCGGACACGUACUCUCAGGACCCGUCCGGUCAGUACGGCAACAACAAUAAGCACCUGCAGCAAUCGUCGGACGCGGUCGCUUCGGCGUCCACCGUGUACGGUGAGCAGUACGUGAGCAACGCAGGCGUCCUGCAGGAUCAGCCAAUGCUGGACGAGGAGGCCCAGGAGUCGAUAAACUCGGGCUCGAUAAACAAUCACAGGAUACCGCAGUAUACUCGCAGCGGGUCCCCCGUGCCAGCCGACGUGGUCGAGGGUAAAAACGUGGGCAACCGGGCCAUUGGUAAUAACAAUAACUACCAUCACGCGGCUCCCGGAGCCGGCAGCCCACCAGCGGGAACCGCGGCUGGUUACGCCGUCGAUUCGGCAUACGGCCCGCACUACAGCACACAGGACCUGAUCCAGGACCAGAGCUAUCAGCUCGAGUUUAAGUACCAUGACUACGACAAAAUGACCAAAUUCCUAAGAACCACAUCGUCUAGGUUCCCCAAUCUCACGGCCCUCUAUUCCAUCGGAAAAUCCGUCCAAGGUAUAUAUAGUCAUAUCCAUACGUAGGGACUCAUCCUUGUUAAAACUUCACGUUUUUGACUCUAUAUCGACACAAAUAUGAAUUAAGUUAUGCAACAAUUAAAUAAAAUAACAACUACAAUGAGAAUAACAAAAAAAAAAAAACAAAAUAUUGGAUAGCAAAAAUGACGCUUAAAAUCUUUGUGUGAAAUGUUUUUAAUUGUAAUCCAGUAUAAUGAACAAUAAAAACCCUAUAUGAAUAACAACAUAUUACAUACUUUGCACAAAUAAUAACUAUCUAGGUACUAUAGUCUAUAAUUAAAUAUAUCUAAUGCAUGAUUGUAGGAUAACGAAAGGUUAAAUAAUUUGUUUUAAAUUACCUAUUUACCAAUAAUUUACCAUUUAUGCAAUACGUAAAGAUAUUAUAUGAAGAAUAAUUAAAACCUUCAACUUAGUUGGAUAUUAAAUAUUCAAAUUUAUAUAACUAACAGAUGAGACACUAUCCGUCGUCCAUCGCCCAAGUAUUUUAAUAAUUUGAAUAGGUAGGUAAUAUUGUUACGUGUUAGUUGUUCGAAUAAAUAUUUAUUUUUCUUUUAUAUUGGAGAAGUUUUGAAAUACCAACGUACUUUUCAUGGCGUUGAAAUUGAAUACAUAUAUUUUAUAAAAUUUAAUCACGUUAAGUUUAGGUUUUAGUUUUAAAGACUUAAAGGAAAAAAUGUUUGUUGGAUGUCUCACGAAGAUAUACACGUAUUUUAAGUUUUUUACCACACAUAAAAAAUGAAUUUCUAUAUAAAUAUUUUUAGUCCUUAUUACUGUGAAUAACAUUAAAAAAAAAAACAGAACUUUAUUAUCUCCGGAGAUAUUACAAUGAGCAUAUCUUCGUGGGACAUACUGUAUUUAUAAUUUAUAAUACAUCUAGUUUUCUUAGUUUCAGUCCAAUCUAUACAGAGAAAGUUAGUUGUUAGUUGAUUUUUAUUUUGGUUCUCUUAUUUUUUUUCUAUAUUAUUAAGCUUUUUUAUAGACGCAAAACACACGAACACAUAAAAACUACAGUAAACUUUAACAAAAUUCCAGGUCGAGACUUGUGGGUGAUGGUCGUGUCGUCCAGUCCCUACGAACACAUGAUUGGUAAACCGGAUGUGAAAUAUGUCGCCAAUAUGCACGGGAAUGAAGCAGUUGGUAGGGAACUCAUGUUACAUCUCAUCCAGGUAAAUAAUAUAAAAUAAUAUAUUAUACAUAAUAUUAUCGAAACCUGUUGUUAAAAUAUACAGUAGAUAAUAUACAGUAUAGGUGCAAAAUAUAUACUAUUUUUGUAUCAACAUAAUAUUUGUAUUUCAGAAAUUAAUGAAAAAGGAACAAAAUGUUUGAUAAUUUUUCGAAUAAAACAUGAUACCCUCAUUUAUAAUGUCUCAGUCCAAUUGAGGGACGACAUAUAUUAAAAUUAUGUGUUACUUAGAACGUAAAAUGUGGCGUUUAGGUGGAGAUUGGAGUUUAAGCACAAUAUAAAUAACAACAUUUAAAGAGUAUAUUAUAAAAACUACGUACAGUCCUUAAAAAUAUUCGUUCCCUAUUAAAUUGUCUUAGUUGUGCUUAAACCUCAAUUUCAACCCAAAUGCCACAUAUUACGUUCUAAAUGACGCAAUUUCGAUAAAAAAAAACAACGGCCCGUUAGUUAGACUAAAACGACAAAGCGGAUAUCACUCACUCAACGAAAUAAAAGAAAAAAAAGUACGAAUUUAUGAAAAAAAAAUUUUUUCCUAUUAGGAUAAUUAAUCGUCCUAAUUUAUAUGCAAUAUAAUAUAAUUUUAUUGAAAAAGCACGAUAUUUUUUUCCGAAAAUUUGAAUAAAUAUUUUAAUAGAUAAUAUUAUUGAGGAUAUUUACCCUUAUAACUCCGAAUCCAGUCCAUAAUUCUGUAUCGAAGAAAGUCUUCUGGCCGAAAUCGCGUUAAGGAAAACUUAAUAAAGACAAAAACAAAACAAAAAAACUCAGAAUAAACCACUAUUGUGUAUCUAAUGUACAAAAUGCCUAAAAUACGUUGUUUCGUGUCCGUUUUCGAAUUUUAGUACUUGGUGAACAGUUACACGGUGGACCCGUACAUCCGGUGGCUUUUGGACAACACCAGGAUCCACAUUUUGCCGUCGAUGAACCCGGACGGUUUCGAAGUGGCCCGCGAGGGACAGUGUGACGGCGGCCAGGGUCGAUACAACGCUCGAGGUUUUGACUUGAACCGCAACUUCCCGGACUAUUUCAAGCAGAACAAUAAGCGUGGACAACCCGAAACAGAUGCCGUCAAGGAAUGGACGUCCAAGAUACAGUUCGUGUUAUCCGGCGGAUUGCACGGAGGCGCCCUUGUGGCCAGCUAUCCGUUUGACAACACCCCGAAUUCCAGUGAGUCCCAUUAUCGAGUAUCUAUGUAAUAUACUAUUAAGUUAGGUUACGGUCUAACUCUAAUCUAACCAUUAAGAAUACAAAACACCGUAUAUCUAUAACAAUUGUACAAGGAUAUUUUACUUGUCCAAUAAUAUUAUUAUAGUUGGAAUAACUGUAUAGGUCAUAAUUUAUAACUAAUAUUAUGGGUAGGUAUACGGGUGUCCCACGAAAAUACGAGUAUCAGUAUACCUAUUGCAAUAUCUCCUGAGAUAAUACAAAUAAUUAAAUUUUGUUUUUUUUAGAUUACUUACUCGCAGGGAUAUAGUCUACAAAUAUUUAUAUUUUUGUUAAUUAUUUGACUUUUGAUAACUUUUUAUUUUAUUAUUUAAAAAAAUUGAAGAUGGCCAUUUUAUAGAGUAUUCUUCUCAAAAUUUUGACGCAUCAACAUUUUUUUAAAUUCAUGAUUUUGUAAAGUUCAGAAAAAAGUACCUAUAUAAUUAUGUAGCAGACUGUAAUCGCAUUGAAUGAUUGUUAUUAUUAUUAUAGUUAAUAUUCACUGUAGGUACACUUUUUUCUUAAAACUUUAAAAAAUAAUUAAAUAUCACGAAUUAGAUAAAAAUAAAUAAAAAGUUAUUAUGUCAACAUUUUCAGAAGAAUAAAUUCUAUAAAAUGGCUAUCUUCAGUUUUUAAAAUCUUCAAUUUUUUUUUUUUAUUUAUUUUUUUAUCUAAAGAUAAAAAAUUAAUUGAAAUGUAAAUAUGUAUGGCUAUACAUAUUAUCCCAUUAUCCCAGUGAGUAAUAUAAAAAAAAAAAAAAAAAAAAAAACAGAAUUUGAUCAUUUUUAUUAUUUCCGGAUAUAUUACUAUGGGUAUAUUUUCGUGAAACACUUUGUAUAAUAUCCUAUAUUAUAUUUGUACAACGUAUAUUUUUGUCGUUCCGAUUUCACAUUUUUACGUCGAAAGACCAUUUUUCAAAAAUAACAACGUCAAAUUUUAUAAAUAAUAUUAUGCCUAAACUUACAAUUUAAUUGAUUUAAACAAUACGAGUGCAAUAUAACAUAUAUGUUUCCAUGUCUAACGAAAUAAUUAUUACCAAGGAUUCUGUAUUUCAUCACCGUUCUGUUCUGGUAAGUAUAAUAAUAAUAUAAUAUGGUCUAACAGGUUUACGGUUGGUGGACAAAAACAAACUGAGAUGUACUAAAAUAUAAUAUUUUAAUCGUAACAUCCAUAAUUCACGUGCUAUGAUUUCUAAUAAUUAUCGUGCGUCAUAAAAAUAUUAUUGUAAUUCGUAUAUCCCCUGUAUAUACAUAUGUAUAUGGGUAAAACGGAUUUUUUUUCUUUUAGUAAAUUUUUGGUAGAAAAAUAAAAUCGAAAAUAUUUGAAAAUAAUGAAAAUUGAUUGCCGUACACUUGACCAUUUUUCCGAAUUCUUUGAAAACUGCUGAGAAAAUCAAAACAUGGCCUUUCCUAUACAUCAAUUUUUUGAACCAAAAUACUACAAAAAAAGUUUUCUUUACAUUUUUCGAUUGGAGCAAGAUUUCUGGUAGAAAAAGUUGUUAACUGACACAAACAAAAAAAAAAAAAAAACAAAAAAUUUUGUCAUCAUAAAAACAAAUACAUUCGUCGUUUCGCUCAGUAACUAAAACUGCCGAUUGCACAGCUGUACUUAUAUCGUACAAAUUUUAAAAGGAAAUGUCCACACGUCGUUUUAAUUUAUUAUUUUUGGAAUUCCAUAAUUUACACUCACGUUCCGACAUAGAAUGGUUUAGUUCGCAUUCGCCAUUCCUUAAAAAUCAAAAUAAUGGCAUCCACGAAUGCAUUCCUCUAAACAGGAAUUAAAUUCAAUAAUAAUGCGUUCCUGUGAAUGCGUUAUUUUCAAACAGUGCAAUGGCUGAUUAACCUACGGUAUAUACAUAUUUUUUAGUGUUCCAAAGUUACACCUCAACGCCGUCGCUGACGCCAGACGACGACGUGUUCAAACAUUUGGCUCUGACCUACUCCAGAAACCACCCAACGAUGAACCAAGGAGUGGCGUGCAAAGCUGGAACGCCGACGUUCAAUAACGGCAUCACCAACGGAGCCGCGUGGUAUCCGCUCACAGGUAAAAACCGGUCGAAUUUUAGUCCGUAAUUCCCAACCAUAAUGACGACUACGUGUUUAGCUUAACCCUACCUCUACACAAAUACAGUAUAAUACCAAUGCUAUCCGAACGAUUCGUGUUUUUUCAAACGAACGGGCAUCGAUUUAAUCAAGCGUUCGGUUUAAAUUUCUUUCGCAGUUAUAAUACCGUUUGUACGGCGUAUCGCGUAUACAUAUUUCGUUGGUGGAAUUUUCGAGGGUGCAGCGUAGCCCGUAAACAAUGCAAUGUAAUGUAUUUUAACAUCGUUAUUUCUGUAUUCGAUUAUCGCCGCAGAGCUGUGGAUACUGGAUUCGGAGUUGUAUUAUUACUAUAGCUCCCAAUCGAUUUCAUAAUAUAAAUUAUCGUGUUAAAUGUUAAUUCUAUAUAAAUUUAACUGAAUUUCUUUGGUCGUAAAAUAGUCGACAAUAAUCAGAUCCGUAUUCCUUAUAUACAUUUUUAACGCAGAGAAAUUUAAAAAAAUAAAAAUAAAUCUAAAACUAUGAAACCGUUAUUGCGUACAUUUUCCCGUUUUCCUCGAUUAUUAAGAAAAUUAUUAGAAAAAUCAAAAAAUGACCUACUCAAUGCACAGACUAGAUACAUUUGAUUUCAUAAAUGAUGCCAUACUUGAAAUUCGAAGGAAAAUUUCUGGUAGAAAAGAGGUUCAUAGGUUCAAAAAAAAAGAAAAGCUAAUAUUGAGGAUGGGUGCAUUCACUGUUGUACGUGGGUAGUUGGGAAGGUGGGAUACAUAAAGUUAGUUAAUUUAUACGUGUAACCAAAAAUACACCAUUGAUAACAAAAGACGAUUCUGAAUUUGGUUAUACAUGUUUUGAAAGGUCGUAAUAUUUACGAUUUUCAUAGAAAUUUGAUUUGAAUAAAAAAAAAAAAAAAUACUACAUUACAUUAUUUAUUUUUUUACCACUAAGUACAACUCAAAUAACCUCUUAUCAAAAUUGUCAAGCAUUUAAUUUGAGUUUAACAAUUUUAUCCACAAAGUAGCUACCUACCAAAAAAAAAUUACGUACAAAAUUUGUCAAAUUAAAAUGUCCAUAAAAAGCUCAAAAAUGGCUCAAAUCUUCUGAAAUUUUUACCACGUCUAGAAAAAGCAAAUUAUGUUUUCAGCUUAAAUUUCAAAUCUCUCCAAAUAUUGAUGGAUUCUCGCUUCGCCCCGAAUCUAAAAAGUACAUAUCAUAGUAAAAUAAAUACGUUUCGCAUUUAGAAUCUAAAAUUUGUUACAAAGGCUGUGUCUGAACGGCCCGUAACACUAAUAUAAUUUUAAAACUGCCGAAAUUUACCCGACACGGUGAAAUAAUAAUGUAGACUAGACACAUUAUACCUACAUCUGAAAAUAAUUGAAAUUAAAAAAAAAAAUUUAAAUGUUAUUAUAUUGAUUAUUGAAGUACAGAAAUAACAAGUAUAACAUGUAUAUAAUAACAAGUGUAACAUAUUAGCACAUAGGUAAGGUAAGAUUAGUUUUUCUUUAUAAUAGGCGCUAUUGUGUUAUAUAGAUUAUGGGAGUGGUGUAACUGAGGGCUAAAUACGUUUUGUUUGAAUCGUGGGCAUAUAGGGGUUUUGAGGGUUCGAUCUCUUACCUUUUUUUUUUUUUUGGAAGUGUUUUUAUCAAUAUAAUAAUUUAUAUAAAAAUGUAUAAAAAUGGUAUGAUUAAUAAAUGAGAGUAUAAUAUGUAGGUAUGUAUCAUUUUCAUUAAUAUUUUCUUUUUUGUAUACAAUAGCCAUAGCGCUAAUUCUUUGACUUUGUUUUUUGACAUAUGGUAUAGUACUCUUCUUUAAAUACGUUUUUAGUGUAGAAAACGUUUAAUUUAGAUAAAUAACGAUAUAAAAUAGUAGCCCCUUGACUAAUGUUUUACGUAUUUAGCACUUAAAAUAUAAUAAUUAGUAUUUUAUCAAAUAAAUGUGUAUGUACAUUAUUUAUUAUUAUCUUGUUCCAUAUUAAAUAUUAAAAUAUUUGUUCCCCACAGGAGGUAUGCAAGAUUUCAAUUAUGUGUGGUACGGUUGUAUGGAAGUAACUUUGGAAUUGUCUUGUUGUAAAUACCCGCCCACUUCUGAGCUACCAAAACUCUGGGAAGAAAAUAGAUUGGUUGGUAUAUUUGUUGUAUAGUGCUAGGGUCUAAUAGUAUAUUCCUACCUAAUAUAUAUUUGUGUACUUAUACAGUCACUCGUCAAGUUUUUGGCCGAGGCACACCGAGGAGUCCACGGAUUUGUGAUGGACGAACACGGUAACCCAAUCGAAAAAGCGUCGCUUAAGGUUAAGGGUCGUGACGCGGGUUUCCAAACGACUAAGUAUGGUGAAUUCUGGAGGAUAUUGUUGCCGGGCGUUUACAAACUCGAGGUGCAUAUUAUGAUUUAUUAUACGAGUUACCUAUUACGUAUAAUAGCACUGCCAAAUGGCAUAUUUGAGAACUUCAUACAAUAUUAUACAUUAUGAGAUGGAGAAGUUAAUAACCGUUUAUCGUUUUUUGCAUAGAACUAUAUAUUAGUUAUAUUGUUUUAGGUAUAUUUAAAUGAUUUAUAAUUAACAUUGUGAUUAAUAAUUUGUUUUUUUCGUCGUAGAUUAUUCGAUAAUACAAGUCUCUUUUGUAUUAUUAGUAGUCUCGUAUUUUCGUUGCUGGAGGCAUAGCCGCAACUAGACCACUAACUUUGAGGGUGCUAAAAUAAUUGACACAAUAUAGAUCCAUGGGAGCAAUGCCUUCACAAUCCCCUUUACACGGCACUUAUAAAAAAUAACUACACAUUUCAUUAACAAUUUGUAUAUAAAAAUGUAUCAUAACUAUUAUGUAUCUUAAUUUUAUUUUUUGUACAUGCAUUGUCUGUAUUUUGUUCUGCACAUUAAUAAAUUAUGAAACAUACCGAUAAAAUAUUUAGUCAAAACUAUAAAAAACUUAUUGGGUUUUUUAAGGGUAUUCAUUUUAAACUGGGGGUGCUAAGACCCCAGCACCCUCCCCCCUAGUUCCGUCUAUGCGCCCGUAGGUAUGUUUUAUUUCGUGACUGUUAUAAUUUUUAUUAAUUAGAUAAUAGUUUUCAAAUAAGGUUCGACACUAGAUUUAGGUAUAGAAGUUAUGAAAUUAAUCAUUUUAAUUUAAAUAGAAUAGGUAAUUUUUGUUUGAUGCAAGGUUAUAUUCAUGACCGAAUGUCUCAUUUAUUUACAGUUUUGUGGAUACAAAGAAAAACAAAACUAAGGCAUAAUAUAAUUUUAUUCAAAAUUCGAUUUUUCGUCCUGCACACAUUUUUUAAUAAUGUGAGCAAUACCUAAUGAGUGACACAGAUUUGAAACUUCGUUUAUCUCAAAAUACAUUUUUUUAGAAAAAGACCUUUUUACACCCAGUCCCUCAUUUAUUUCCGUAUUCAGGAUUAGGCAAUAUCUCAGAUACAAUUCUAGGCAGUAUUGAGUAUCUAAUAUUGAAAGACAUGUUACAUAAGUAUUUAGAUACCUACUAAGAGUUAAUGUAUCUAGUGUUUUGCCUAUCCCUGUCUAUAUUAUGUAGUAUCUAGUACAAUAUUACAGGUAGUAAUAGUCGUAAUUUAUUAUCCACCGUUUUUUGCAGAUUUACGGCGACGGUUAUAUACCCAAGGAGAUGGACUUCAUGGUCGUCGAACAGCACCCGACGUUGCUGAACGUCACGUUGCACACGUCCAAGGUAGGUCAUUCACCGACGAACAAACCGCGUCUAAAACCGUGGGAACCCCCUUGGAUGAGCGCUUUCCAAAUGAGAACGAUUUUCGUAGAUGCCCAGGCUUCUGGUCGCGGUAACGCCAACGCCAGUAGGAACUGGCGGGACGGGUUGCGGGCCUAUAGCGACGCUACGCCAUCCGCGGUAACGGGCUCCCGGCUUCGCUCUAAAACGGCCGUCGGGGCCGCGCUGGUGACGGUGCUUUUAUCGGUCCGCCACAGAUAACGGUCCACGGUUUCCCGUGAACGAUCGUGAAUGGUGAGGGUGGGUCGUUGAUGACGAACGUAUUGACGGUGGGGCCAAUAUGUUCCAAUACCCAUGGUCCAUUUUUAUAACUUCCCUAACUAAUUUCAGUGAUCCAACUGAGGUAGGGGGGGGGGAGAAGAGAAAUACAUAAGUAUUGAACUAUUAUAAAGAAAAUAUACUCUUCGUAUUAAAAUCGAGCAUUUGAAAAUGUAAGUAGGUACAAUAAUAAUCGACUAUAUUAUUAGCUCGACUUUUAAUUGGCCCUUCGAACAGUAGCGAAUUAGGUAAUAUAAACAAUCAGAACUAUAGAUACAUUGAUUGUCUACACUGAUCUUUAAUGGGGCAAGUUUGCUAUAAGUGUGUAAAGGAAAAUACAUAUGUUCGAAAUGUUAUUGGUUUGCAAUGAUUUGUAGUUACAUACAUAUGUAAAUUAAAUAACAAUAUUUUCCCCAACUUAUACCCAUUUAGAACACAGGGGUAAAGUAUGUUGGUUCUUUUAUAAUAAAAAUUUGAUUUCUCAAUUAAACCUAUAGUUCGAAUAGUUUUUAACCAUGCAAAACUAGUUUGUUAUAGUAAAAUUUCGGGUUGUAAUAUAUUAUGCCCAUUUGACCAACAUAAUAAAUUAAUAUUGCCUUUAAUUUGUUUAAAUUAUUUUUUUUUAAGUAUCAAAGACUGAGUACUAUUGCAAAAAGGCAUUUUUGAAUUUUAAAUAAACAGAGACGUUAAAUGCAAGUGUACUCUCUUAAUACGAUUUUGGCCAUGGAGAAUAUAACUAAUGAACUAAUGGAGUAUUUACAUUUAUUUUAAGUGCUGCCACUAAUUAAUCACCUUGCUUGUUAUGCUUCAUUUAUGUAUUAUAAUAUUAUUAUUGCAUCUUUUAAAGUUUUAAUCAAUACUUUUAUGCUGAAAAACAUAUAUAAACUUAACUAAUAAACAAUAAGUAUAAUAUUAAGUGUACAUUAUAUAAUGAGUUAAUAGUAGGGUAACUAUAUUAUAUAUUAAAUACAAAUGUAAUUAAUAACAAAAAGGACACAUUCUUUAUGCAUUGAUAAAUAAAUAAUGAUAUAUUUAUAUAUUUAAUUGUAUGAACAUGAACAUAUUUAAUGUCUACAAAUUUACGCAUAUCCAAAAAAUAACAUUCAAUAAACAUUGUACUAGUAAAAUAUUUAGAAUAGUAUUUUUUACUAUUAAAACAUUGAAUUGUAUAAUUGUGUAAUACUCAGAAUUUAUUUAUUUUAGUUUAUGAUAAUUAAAAUUGGUAUAAAUAAUAACAUUUUUGUUCAAAGUAUCAAAUAUAUAUAUAUUUUGUUUAAAAUUAUUUUAUAAAUUGUUAUCUAAUUAUAUUUUACAUGUAUAGUGUACCAAUUGAACUUAAUUUCAUAGUAAAAUAAACACCAUUCACUAAUAAUACUCAUCAAAAAAACUAAUAUUAAGGUAGGAUAAAUUAUUGUUUGUUAGACCAAAAUACAGAGUAAUUUUUUAACAUGAAUCAGCAAUUUUCUCAAAGGAUUUUAGGUGAAUUUUAUUUCUGUUUUUAAUCAUCGUGGAAUCAUUUUAUCUUUAUUUUAAUACAAUUUUCAAUUUUCAACUUGAAAUGAGUAUCCAAUUUGAUUUUUAAAAGUAACCCGCAACUUCCUUUCAAUCACAGAUUAAAAAAGAAAAUAUUUUUCAAAACAUUUGAAAUGAAUAACACUAAUAUCAGAUUUAUCAUAUUUUAGGUGUAAGUAGUAGAAAUAACAAAUUUGAAAUUGUGUUAAAAUAAUUCCAUAAUGAUAAAAGAAUCACCCUAUACAUAGUUAAUAAGUUGUUUAAUUUAAAUUAUAAUUAUUAAUUUUUGUUAUACAAUAGGCAAAUUAAUUAAAACAAAAUAUGUAUAAGUAAAAAAUAAUGUCAAUGAUACUAUCAGCCUAAUUAUAUAUUUGUUAAAUGAAAUAUAUGUAUAAUUAUUAUUAACACACACUUCUUUAAUAUUAUACAUUAAUUUGCUUUAACUUUGAGCACAUUUGCUUGUUAUAACAUUUGUGUUACUUACAUUUUAACACAUUAAUUUAAAUUUGGUAAAUGUUGUAAAUAUCUUUAUUUUUCUUCAUUUAUUUCCUUUGCAACUAUGUAUAAAAUGUGAGUGGUUACAGGAUAAAUAUAAACAAAAGGCAAAUUCUUCUGCUGCUACUACUACUAUUACUACUACUACUAUUGCUACUACAACUACAGAUUCAAGAAUACACUUUCCUAAAUAAUCAUGGAUUUUUAUUUUAUUUUUGACUUCUUCGAAUAUUUUGUAAGUAAUAUACCUAAUUGAUGAUAAAUAUAUUUUAUUGUAUAUUUAAUCAAUGGUAAUGCGUACAUAAUUUUUAAUAUCAGUUUAUAUUGAACACAAUUGAUACUUUAUAAACAGUAUACAAAUAAAAAUUCACCUAUCAGUCUUAAAAAAAUAAAAAAUAAAAUUGAAUUACUAUUUAAAUUAUAAUGCACUUUCAGAGACAGGAUAAUACCCCAUUCAGGCAGCCAGUUCCUCACUUCUAUCACCAUCAUCAUCCACAAGGAAUAGCAUUGGCACCUAAACAGCCAAGUCAAGACUCUGGAAUAUUCUCAAGUAUUACAUCAGGCUUCAAUAACUUUGUUAGUAAUAUAUUUGGAUAAACUGCCCAAGAAUCUCUAUUUUCCAAAUAAUAAAUAAAAAAUUAUUAUAGCCAAUAUUCGAUCUCCAAGCUAUAAAACAGCCAGCUUUUAGGUUAAGUGUUCCCUCCAGUAAAUAAAUAAUUGAACCAUUGUAACAAUUUGAAUAAUUUAUCCUUUUACUUAACAAUAAUAAUUAUUAUUUAUUGAAAUCAUACAUAAUAUGAACAAUUUAUUUUAGUUUAUAUUACAUAAUAUAUACAUAAAUUUUUACAAAUGUAUUGUUAUAUUUCAGUAAUUUUUGUAUGGACAUUUUUUUAAUUAUUUUGUGUACAUAAUUUGAAUAAAAAUUAUAAUAAAUUAUGGUUUAUUUGUUUUAUUUUAUUAUAUUCUAAUUGCAAUGAAUGAAUAUAUAUAUAUAUAAUGUAACAAAGAUGAUGUAAAGAUGAACAACAAUUAUUCAAAUAUUUUAAUAACACUUACUCUUGGUUAAAAUUAACCAUCAGCUGGUUUCAAUUUUGAUCUGAUCAUAUGAAAUGCACUAAUCAAACUGCUGAGGUGUAUUUUUUCACUUGUACCACCAUUUAGGCGUACUUCAAUUUCAGCCAUUUCAGUUAAUAUUUCUAUAAGAGAUUCUGAUGGUAAGUCCACUAAAUAAUUUUAAAAAAUUAUUAAAAUUCAAUUAUA